Chrysochloris asiatica (Cape golden mole) is the source of this 2895-nucleotide messenger RNA. RefSeq names its product zinc finger protein 280D (gene ZNF280D). Gene Ontology annotation, molecular function: RNA polymerase II cis-regulatory region sequence-specific DNA binding; DNA-binding transcription factor activity, RNA polymerase II-specific. Gene Ontology annotation, biological process: regulation of DNA-templated transcription. The record is from RefSeq and is a predicted model, not a curated record. Lineage: Eukaryota; Metazoa; Chordata; Mammalia; Afrosoricida; Chrysochloridae.
AUGGGCGACAACCCUUUCCAACUAAGAAAUAAUUCAAAAAUGGCAGAACUGUUUAUGGAAUGUGAAGAAGAAGAGCUGGAACCAUGGCAAAAGAAAGUAAAAGAAGUUGAGGAUGAUGACGAUGACGAACCCAUUUUUGUUGGAGAGAUUUCAAGCUCAAAACCAGCCAUUUCAAAUAUUUUGAAUAGAGUUAACCCCAGCUCAUACUCAAGAGGAAUAAAGAAUGGUGCACUUAGUCGAGGUAUUACUGCUGCAUUCAAGCCUACAAGUCAACACUACACGAACCCAACAUCAAAUCCAGGGGCUGCCUCAUCAGUAAAUUUUCAUCCUGAAUCUAGAUCUUCAGCUAGUUCUAUUGUUGUGCAGCCUUUGUCUAAACCUGGUUUUAUAAUGAACUCAGCACGAGUUGUGUCUAAAAACUCUUCAGAGUUACUAUUUGACCUGACCCAGGACACAGGAUUAUCACAUUACCAAGGAGGACCAACACAUUCUAUAGCAGGUGCGAAAGAAAGUUCCUUUGCGUCAAAACGUCCUUCUACUUCUGAAGUUAACAGUGUUAAUGCAAAAAAGCCUAAAAUCAAUGAAGUUGUUACUGGAACAAAUCCCUCAGCUGCAUUCUCUUCAGUAAAAUCUACUUCAGUGGUAUCUCCCCAGGAUUUGUUAUCAAAAGGUACAAAUACCUCAUCAAAUCAAUCUAAAAAUGGAACACCUUUUCCAAGAGCUUGUCCAAAGUGCAAUAUUCAUUUUAAUCUCUUGGAUCCUUUGAAAAAUCACAUGAAGUAUUGUUGUCCAGACAUGAUAAAUAACUUUUUGGGACUGGCUAAAACAGAAUUUUCAAGUACAACAGAUAAAAAUAUGACAGUUGAUUCAGAGAAAGGAAAAUUGAUCAUGUUAGUUAAUGACUUUUAUUAUGGAAAGCAUGAAGGAGAUGACCAGGAAGAACAGAAGACUCACACAACCUUUAAGUGCUUCAGUUGCUUGAAAAUUCUUAAAAAUAAUAUUAGGUUUAUGAACCACAUGAAACACCAUUUGGAACUUGAGAAGCAGAGCAGUGAGAGCUGGGAAAACCAUACCACCUGCCAGCAUUGCUACCGUCAGUUUCCCACCCCAUUCCAGCUUCAGUGCCACAUUGAAAGUACACACACACCCCAUGAAUUUUCUACCAUUUGUAAAAUCUGUGAAUUAUCAUUUGAAACAGAACAUGUUCUUUUACAACAUAUGAAGGACAAUCAUAAACCCGGUGAAAUGCCAUAUAUUUGCCAGGUUUGCAAUUAUAGAUCAUCAUUGUUUUCUGAUGUUGAAACUCAUUUUAGAACGUCCCAUGAAAACACUAAAAACUUGCUUUGUCCAUUUUGCCUCAAAGUUAUUAAAAUUGCAACACCCUAUAUGCACCAUUACAUGAAGCAUCAGAAAAAAGGAAUACAUCGUUGCUCAAAAUGCAGGCUGCAGUUUUUGACAUGCAAGGAGAAAAUGGAUCACAAGACUCAACAUCAUCGAACGUUUAUGAAACCUAAACAACUAGAAGGAUUGCCUCCUGGAACAAAAGUUACUAUUCGAGCUUCAGUUGGACCUCUUCAAUCAGGAUCUUCACCUACACCUUCCAUUAGUGCAAGCACUUCUACCCUUCAGCUCUCACCAUCAAGGACUAAAAAUAUAACUGCUAAAAAUUCCACAAAAUCUAAUACAAAUAAACCCAAUGCAAGUAAACCUAAUGGAAGUAAAUCUAAAUGCAAAUCAAAACUCUCUACUGUGCAAAAGAAACAAACUACAUUGAAUAAUAGCAAUAAAAAAAGCAAAGUCAGUACAGCAUUGAGGAGCUUAAGGUAUCGUCGGGGAAUUAACAAGUGCAUUGAGUGUUGUUCCGAAAUAAAAGAUUUUUCAAACCACUUUCCUACAUAUGUCCACUGUAGUUUUUGCAGAUACAACACUAGCUGUAGCAAAGCCUAUGUAAAUCAUAUGAUGAGCUUUCAUAGUAACCGUCCAAGUAAAAGAUUUUGUAUUUUUAAGAAGCAUUCAGAAAAUCUCAGGGGCAUUACUAUAGUGUGCCUUAAUUGUGAUUUCCUAACUGAUGUUUCUGGCUUAGAUAAUAUGGCUACACAUUUAAGUCAACAUGAAACUCACACUUGCCAAGUUGUAAUGGAGAAUGUUUCUGUUCAUACCACAACUUCUGAACGUCUUUCUGUAGUCAGAAAUGAAGCUCCUCUUGAAGAACCACAACGUGUGUUGGAGGAAAUUUCAAGACAUAAUAUGGCUGAAGGAGAAUCUGAAACAUCAAAAUGUGAAAGUAAACAAGAUAUUGUUUCACCAAAGGAAUUGAAAACUAGAUGUGGUGCAAGUUCAGUUGAAGCCUCCUCAGUAACAAAAUGUGAAGAAAGUAUAACAGUUUCAUGUAAGAAAAAUGAUGCCUGUCUUACAGACCUAGCAGCUGGCUCCAAGAAAAUCUUCAGUUGUGAUUCAAAUAUUGAUGAAGAUAACAUGGAAAAGGAAAAACAGAAAGAACUUGUUUCUCAGAUGUGCCAAAGUUCUGAAAACAUAAUUUCAUGUGAUCAGAUUAAAGAUAUCAACUCCAGUGAAGCUAGGGUUUCUUCUAAGAAUAGAAAAGAUUUGCGGUUAACUUCAGGGGAUGUUAGAAUUGAUCAGUUUUUGAGAAAAAGAGAUGAAUCUGAAUCUGCUAGUUCUGAUGUUAGUGAGCAAGGCAGUGUUCAUUUGGAACCUUUGACUCCAUCAGAGGUACUUGAAUAUGAAGCCACAGAAAUCUUUCAGAAAGGUAGUGGUGACUCUUCAGCCAAGACUGAUGAAGUCGUGUUUGAUCAAACAGAUGAUGUUCCUAGAGGAAAUCUCCCGAACACAACAGAGGCAACAGUAGACCUGGCAGAUGAAGAAGGAAGAAGUUAA